This is a messenger RNA of Cololabis saira (Pacific saury), 3894 nucleotides long. RefSeq names its product phospholipid phosphatase 2b (gene plpp2b). The record is from RefSeq and is a predicted model, not a curated record. Bases 401 to 1282 code for a protein of 293 amino acids. Gene Ontology annotation, molecular function: phosphatidate phosphatase activity. Gene Ontology annotation, biological process: phospholipid dephosphorylation; phospholipid metabolic process; signal transduction. NCBI's taxonomy places the organism in Eukaryota, Metazoa, Chordata, Actinopteri, Beloniformes, Belonidae. The transcript has 6 exons.
CCAGGAGGAGGGACCAGUGUGGCGGUGUGAGCGCAGGGAAGAGUUUACACUGGACUCUCCUGGAGGCUCAGGCGCUGGGAAAUCGGAAGAUCUGUGCAGUCUUGUGUUUUUGGCACACAGGGCGGUAAUACGCGCUCAGCGGCGUCGGACAACUGAAGUGCGGCUUUUUUGCGCAGAAGAGUUUUGAUACCCCGACGUGUUGGAAAGGUCAUACAUCUCUGCUGUCAAUGCAAGCACAGGUAGAAAAGAGAAUCCCGGAAGAGCUCGCUGUGCAGGUUACUAGAUUUUUUAGAUAGCCCGUGCUUUUACUCUUAACGUGUGCAGAACAUAGAUGGGUUUGUUUACCCUCUUCAAAAAGUAGAUGUUUUAAUUUAUUUUUUUAAAUCUCAGAUUUAAAGUAAUGAACGAAAAGAAAAUGAAAGAUAUGAAGAAGAAGAAGCUGUACGUGUUGAUGGAUGUGCUGUGCGUCGCAGUCGCGGCACUGCCCUCCCUCAUUAUGAAUAUCGUGCACAAGCCGUAUCAAAGAGAAAUUUACUGUGACGACGAGAGCAUCAUGUACCCCAUAAAACCAGACACCGUCACCAGAGGCAUGCUGGCAGCUGUCACCAUCUCCUGCACUGUCAUCAUCAUUUCCUCCGGAGAAGCUUAUCUGGUCUACAGCAAGAGGAUUUACUCAAAUUCAGAUUUCAACCAGUACGUCGCUGCACUCUACAAGGUGGUGGGAACCUAUUUGUUCGGAGCAGUUGCCAGCCAGUCGCUGACGGACCUCGCCAAGUACACAAUCGGCCGCCCAAGGCCUCACUUCAUGGCUGCGUGCGCACCGAAGGUCUGCACGGGAUACGUGCAGGUGAUCAACUGCACCGGCAGGCCGCAGGACGUCACAGAGGCGAGAUUGUCCUUUUACUCCGGUCACUCCUCGUUUGGAAUGUACUGCAUGCUCUUCCUGGCACUUUACGUGCAGGCGAGACUUGCGGCGAAGUGGGCCAGACUUCUCCGGCCCACCAUCCAGUUCUUCCUGGUGGCCUUCGCGGUGUAUGUGGGCUACACCCGAGUCUCUGAUUACAAGCACCACUGGAGCGACGUGCUGGUGGGGCUGCUGCAGGGAGCCCUGGUUGCUGCGCUCAACGUUGGCUUUGUGUCAGAUUUCUUUAAGACGCGUCCCCCACGGAUGAAGCCAGACGCGGCUGAUAGCGAGGAGCCGGAGAGGAAAGCCAGCCUGCAGAUUGCAGACACCGAGCACAGCAACCAUUAUAGCUACCGUAACAAUCCUGGGCCUUUGUGAAAGGUGACUGACACUCGGCUGGAUUUCUGCAGAGAACCCGAACCUGUGUGAGAGGUUCUGAUGCUAGGGGGAGGAAACAACCAAAAUUAUGCAGCCAAACAUGUUUAUUUUGGGGAGUAACCCGAGUGACAUGCAGUCUUGACUCUUCAGGCUUCCCUCCUGUCCUGGAACUGUUAAAUAUUUGCCCCCUUUGUGACUUCUGCAACCAGCCCAUUGUGUUUCUGUUUGAAAGGAAGUUAGUCAUGUGGUCUGUAGCUCUCAGCUCAUUCCCUCUGUAUAAACCACUCACAGCUCAACUGGACUGACUGAGGGGGCCACAACCCUACCGGCAGAUGCUUAAGCCCCCUCUCAAAGACUCCAUGACGACCUCCUUUUCUCCUAUAAGAAAGGGGAUAGUUUAUUGUUUUUAAUAUGUUUGUAUUGAUGUUAAAACGUGUAUGCUUAAAGCUGCUUCAGGCAAAAGAGUGAAAACUCACUGAAACAAAGCGAUAUUACACUGUUAUUGAAUACUGGUGAUUCAUUUGUUAGCAAAAUAGUCCCACGUAGCAGACAAAGUAGAACAUUGGACUCUCCUCUCAGCAUCUUUCUCGAUUUCACUUAUUCAUUCGGUUUUUUAAUGUGCAGGUAUUCUGACUCUGUUUUACAAAGUUUUAAAUGAUUGGAGCGUGGCUAAAUAUUUGCCAUAUGUACAGAGCAAAAGCAAUUGCCACAACCUAUAAGUACCUGAGCCUGCAGAUAUCAGGAACAAGAAGAUGUGGACGCUGACUUUACAGUGAGAUCAGAAGGAAAAGCAGCUGUUUCACAUUCAGUGAGUUCUUUAUUUUAUUGUUGGCAUUUAUAGCAUAGACUUUUUUGUAUGUUUUUUCAAUUGUCAUAUGUUGAGAAGCAGUUUUGUCAGCAGUGCUUCAAGCGAAGUGAAACUGCUCCAUUCAUGAAUGUUUAUAAAUGCCAGUGGAGGCACAGUUUGCGGAUUAGCCUAAUUUUAGUGCACCUUAAACUGGCCACAUGUUAGACCAGAGGAAUGUUGCACAAGCUAAAAAUGGCAGCUGCAGACCAUCCAAGGCUGCUGCAACAGAGCUGUAUAUCAGCAUAACCAUCAUGUUAAAACAAAAAUGCAGAAACAUUUCUUAAAUGCAACAAUAAUACGACCCAUUUAUUCAGUUUCCUCUUUUUUCUCGUUUUUUUUUACAUGUUGGCAGAGUUCGCUCACUUUCUCCUGGCCUGUGCCACCUCGCCCGAACAUUAUUUAAAGUCCAUGUUAUGUCCGUUGUGGUCCAGAUUAACCCUGAACGAUAAAUAUUCAAAACUGUAUAGUUUUAAUUAUGAAGGGUAAGAAUGAUGAAAAUGUGUGAAAAUGGACUGGAGAGGUUUAAAACUAUUUAUGAAAAAAAGUUUUAAUUUCUGCUGAACUUCAUACCACUACAACUGUACUGCCAUUGAAAUACUAAGAAAUUACUCUUUCUGAUCUCUUUGAUUUUUCUUGUUUUGUUUUGUCUUAUUUCACCAAUAUUCAAUGAAUGGCAAGACAACCAUUUACAAAAUGGUGUGUAAUUUAUUUUAAAAAUUGUUUAUCUACUUUCACGUGGCUGGAAAUGCCAGCUCAAUUGAUGUUUUUUGUGCAAUCACCCCUGCUUGCCACUAUGAGCCACAAAUACUGUAUCUACUAACACUAUGAGACAUACGUUUUGUAUUACUGAAGGAAAUAUGUGUUUGUGUGAAUGUUUAUGUAUAAACAUAUAUGUCUGUAUGUUUUUAUUUCAGUGUAGUUUGAAUUUCACCUGUACAUUGCUCUUUGGCCCCUGCUUUCUCAGACUUGUGCGUGUUGGAUUUAACAACAAAAAGGAUCCAGUUCCAGGUCCAAACAAAAGACAGAUGCCUUGGCGUGGUUUUGAAAUGCGCUGUUGUAAUAAUGAAAACAAUUUACAUGCCCAAAUGUGUAUUUGAAGUUUGUUACACUUCCCUGUUCUCGCUUUAUAAGAUAAGUCUGGUCCCUCUCCUUCUCCCAUGUUAAUAGAUGGCGCUCAUUAGUGCCUUGAGUCUCCAGGACAGUUCUUUUAUGGCAUCCAGACCCCUGGAGUACUGACUAUAGAUCAGAGGGACCGCUAACCUGAUAUGCUUGGAGACCGAUAGGGUGAGACAGAGAGGCGGAGAAAAUCUCUCCUGGUAGUAAUCAGAAGGGCCCUGAAGCUGAGUCGGGGCUCAGGAGAGAAGGGGGGCACUGAAGGUGGGGGUGGAGCAUCCAGUAUCCCAUGAUGAACCAUAGGCCCGAGGGGCUUGCAGACAUUUAAAACACUUAAUCACGACAUGAAACAGCUGGAACUGGUUGUAGUGAGGCACUAUGUGCUGCCUUGGCUUCAAACAUCUGAAUCAUCUGUUUUGCAGUCAGAAUAAUGGCUCAAACAUGGUUUGGAAGUCUCUCUGUGUUUGACUCCUCUGCAGCUCAGUAGAAACUACGGUUUUAAAUGUGUGUCAUCAUGCUUUAAGGUUUUAAUGCAUAAGAAAUUCUGCUUACCUGUCAACUUGUGGCUGCGGUUCAUCUUGUGUAGCCUAUAGAUUAUUUCUAAAGCGGUCAAACCAGAAAAUUUUAAAUAAAGAUAUUUUCCACCCUCAAA